AUGAGAGGAUGGCAGGAGGGGGUGUCUGGAGAGAUGAGAGGAUGCCAGGAGGGAGAGUCUGGAGAGAUGAGAGGAUGCCAGGAGGGAGAGUCUGGAGAGAUGAGAGGAUGCCAGGAGGGAGAGUCUGGAGAGUCUGGAGAGAUGAGAGGAUGCCAGGAGGGAGAGUCUGGAGAGAUGAGAGGAUGCCAGGAGGGAGAGUCUGGAGAGUCUGGAGAGAUGAGAGGAUGCCAGGAGGGAGAGUCUGGAGAGAUGAGAGGAUUCCAGGAGGGAGAGUCUGGAGAGAUGAGAGGAUGCCAGGAGGGAGAGUCUGGAGAGAUGAGAGGAUGGCAGGAGGGAGAAUCUGGAGAGAUGAGAGGAUGGCAGGAGUUUGGUCAUGGCCAACAUGACUGUACCGCCCCGGAGCAGCAGCAGACCAACAGGAGCCUGUCUCUGAAGGAAGCCUCUGACUAUCUCCUGCAGCAGAGUGAACAGUACCGUCACUGGGUUCUCCUCGCUCUGGAGUGGAUCAUACGGACGGGGGAGGACGUUGGCAUACGGCUGAUCGGGGAUAACCCAGAGGAGGCAGUAGCGGACGUGAGUGAGGUGACUCGUCUGGAGUCGACCCACCCCAAGAUGUCCUUCUCCUGCCGCUUCAGAAGAGCCUUUUUCACAGUCAUCCACAGGGUGCUGCUCAUCCUAACAGUGAUUGGUCUGGUGUGGGGUGUAUUCUACUACAUGAAGUAUCGUUGGAGGAGAGAGGAAGAGGAGACCAGGCACAUGUAUGACAUGGUGGAGAGAAUCAUAGGUGUUCUGAGGAUCCACAACGCGUCAUGUCAGGAGAACAAUGACCUCCAGCCCUACCUGCCCAUCCCUCACGUCAGAGACUCCCUGGUUCAGCCCCAGGACAGAAAGAAGCUGAAGAAGGUCUGGGACCGGGCUGUGACCUUCCUCUCAGCCAAUGAGAGCCGUAUCAGGACAGAGUCUCAGCGGAUUGGCGGAGCCGACUUCCUGGUGUGGAGGUGGCUCCAGCCCUCUCUGAGCUGCGACCAGAUCUCACUCAUCCCCUCCAAAGUCUGGCAGGGCAAAGCGUUCCCUCUGGACAGGAGGAACUCUCCCCCCAACAGUUUAACACCGUGUCUGAAGAUCAGAAACAUGUUUGAUCCAGUCAUGGAGGUUGGUGAAAACUGGCAUCUGGCCAUCCACGAGGCCAUCUUGGAGAAGUGUUGUGACAACGACGGCAUCGUCCACAUCGCUGUCGACAAGAACUCCAGAGAGGGAUGUGUCUAUGUGAAGUGUCUGUCAGCAGAACACUCAGGGAAAGCCUUCAAGGCGCUACAUGGCUCCUGGUUCGAUGGUAAAUUCACUUUUUUAAUAUAUUUUAAAUGACUUUAGCCACAACACACUAGUCUUUGUUUGUCCUUCGUUGUCCUUCCGUCCUCUAAUGAACCUUGUUGUUACCUGCUGACUUCCUUAUUGUUGACCAUUUUAUCUCACCACCUGGAUCAAAACCAAUAGCCCUUGUUUGCUAACUUUGAGCCAAUAGCAUUUUGUACUACUAUUCAUGUGGGGCUGUGGUCAUUGAUACCGGAUAAAAUAGGAAGGAUUUAAGAGAUUUAGUCACAUGGUUGGUUUUCAUUGUCUCUCGCUCUCUCCCUACCUACCGUCUCUCUCUCCCUCCCUCCCUACCUACCGUCUCUCUCUCUCCCUCCCUACCUACCGUCUCUCUCUCCCUCCCUCCCUACCU
Messenger RNA from Oncorhynchus nerka (sockeye salmon), 1723 nucleotides. Its product is annotated as inner nuclear membrane protein Man1-like. Gene Ontology annotation, molecular function: chromatin DNA binding. The coding region runs from base 1 to 1365 and encodes 454 amino acids. The record is from RefSeq and is a predicted model, not a curated record. The transcript is spliced from 9 exons. NCBI's taxonomy places the organism in Eukaryota, Metazoa, Chordata, Actinopteri, Salmoniformes, Salmonidae. Gene Ontology annotation, biological process: nuclear envelope organization; negative regulation of BMP signaling pathway.